AUGAUGGGAGAGAAGAAAAUCAAGCUUUUCGUAGGUUUUUUGCGUCAGAAAUUGGAUAAUAACGGAAUUUAUAACGGUAUUAUUGCAGGUUCACGCUGGUCAUCGCUACUUUUGGACAUUUACUGGCUCAAAAAUAUGUAACUGCUUGUGAUAUUUGAUUUUUGACAAAAACGGAAUCGCAUUGGAUGUAUCUGAUCGUAAUUUCGAAUCAAGCACACAUUUUUUCAAUGAGGAACGAUAAACUCGUUGCGAUAAACUCGCAUUGGAGGAUCUGGCUUUCCAACACCAACAUCAGGAAAUGUGUUAUUCAGAGUACUAGAGGACAGUGAAAAACAUCGAGAACACACAUGAAAUUCCACUUGACAAUGUAUAUGUUGGAACUAUGAAGAAAAUAGCGGCCGUUGGAGCUGGUUGUAAAUGUUUGAUGGAUCAAAAAAUGAUUAAUUGAGAGGAACUCAUAUUUCAACAGUAACAUCCGACUCUUCUUAUUGCUAAAUUAAAAUUUUGGAGCUUGGUAGAGAUUUGACGAUAUUUUUUCUGAAGUUGAUUGGAAAAGUUGAGUUUGAAUCGAAGAAUGACGUUCCUUAUUUGCCGAAAUUAUCGAUUUGUGAUAUUCGGAGCUCUAUAACUCAGCUAAAAAGUUCAUUCGAAUCCUGAAAAUCUUUUUGUUGUAUAUUUUCAUAUGGUCUUUCUGCUGAUGUUAAUUUUCAGCCGGUUUUUCAAAAAUGUUUUUGUAAGACACGACUUUCUAUUAUUUAUUAAUGAAUAUUUAUUUAGAUAGUUCGUUUUUUGUUACAUGAAACUUUAUCAUUUAAAUUUUUCAAUUUUUCACACUUGAAUUCAGGUAUUUCUUAUUUUUUAAUAAAAAAAACGCUCAAAUAAACGUGUUUUGCUAAUUGCGAGAAUUUUUAGGUUCGAAACUUCUCAUUCCUAGCAUCAAAUAAACUGGUAUACUUUGAUUCACGUAAUUCCUGGCCUCUAGAAGUAAAUUUACCAAAAAUUUGGUGAAAUUUCAGCUAAAAUACUUUUUCAAAAAAACAUAAGUUUUUCUUUCGAUUUUAUAGCCUUAAAAAUUUCAAAAAUGAAUCGAAAUGUUAUUUCUCUGCCUUCCUUUCAUCCUCCUCUACUCGCUCAUAUACCAUUUACCCGUGAAUUUCUCGAAUUGUUUGAAAAAUUUCGAAAAAAUUUAAAAAAAUUGAAAAAAAAAUGAGAGAGUGUUGUUUGCUGUAGAGACGCAGACAACGAGAGAGCGCACACACCUCGCGUCGUCCUGUGGAUAUUGUGACGCGUUUUCUCUUUCUCCUAUUUUUAAAUUUUCAACCCCAUUUCCCAGGUGAAUCAUUAUAAAUCAAAUCAUACGAUAUUUCACAAUAUGAACUUUGUUGUUUUCCGUCUCGAUUUAUAUUUAAGGAGAAGCACAUUUUCAUUUCUUUUCUUUUCUCAUUUAUAUAAAAUAAAACUAAAUAUAUUUACAAUGUUAUUUAUUUACAUUGUAUCUCUUCUACAUUAGUCAUUCAAUUUCCCCACAAUUUUCAAUACAAUAUAAAUUUUGUAUGUGUAUACACGUCAUGUGCACUUUUUUGUUGAAAAAAAAACGAAACCAGGUGAUUUCAAAUUAAAUAAUCUUUUUGAUAAACAAUUAUUGCUCUCUCUUAUCAAUUUUUUUUCGCUCAUGUGGUUAGUGAAGCCUAGCGGAUAUCAUGUUAUUUAGAAGCGAAGAGAAGGGGGAGAAAAUCGAUUCAUGGAAAUUGAAAAAAAAACAUAGUAACGCGCUUUUUCUCCCUCCACCCUCUUUUCUCUCCGCUUUUUCACUCCUCUCCUCACUUUGAGUUCGUUUUUCUUCUUUUUUUUUGCCUUCUCUUUUUUUUUUGAAAAAAAAUUAAUAAUUUAUCGUGAAACAUUUUUUAUCAAUUUUUUUGACCUACAUUUUUUUGACGUCGCGCUGGCGGUCAUUUCUCAUUUUUGAUUUUAUUCAAAACUGAAAAAUUUGAAAAUUGCAAAAUCUUCCAGUCUGCCAGUAAGAUCUGCAGCGAUGCUCACAUUAUUGGAGCCGCCUGGCGGAGCAAAACGCUCGCCAAAUGUUGGUGGCAACUAUAACAAUCGAUCAGCUCAACAUUUAUUGAACCUAUGUGAGUUGUUUUCCGUCAAAAAUCUAAUUUUUAUUGGAGUUUUUCAGCACCAGAAGAAGACGAUCUCUACGACCAAUACGAUGAGGAAAUUGACGAUUUCGCUGAAAAUGAGCCACAAAGUUUACUAGACAAAUUUCUUGUCUGGCGAACAUCUUCCAGUGAAUUCAACGAGCGCUGGAAACGCGAAUUUCGCCAACGACCCUCGUGGUGUGACGCUGAUCUAUGUUUACAACAAAUCAAACGGGUAUGUUCAUGAGAUUGUAGUGUACACUUUAUAUUAUGUAAAACAACAAGCCAAGGCUGUUAACACCUGCUUUUUCCUGUUCCUCGCCAUGACAACCGAAAUUUUGCAAUUUUCAAAUUGCCGAAAAAACGUAUCGAAUUUCUCUUUUUUUGGGGCCCUCACCCGACUAUUUGCACAGUUUUGUUAGCUUUUCGGGUCGCCGAAAAAGUUUUUUUGCGUGUGCACAAAAAAUGAACGUUUUUUAUGAAUUUCAAAUUUUCGUGGGGAGAAUCAAGUCGAUUCAAGGUUAAUAAAAAGUCGAGGCAAAUUUAAUUAUGCAUAAGGCAGGUGUGCGGUUUCGGAGAAAAUUUGCUGACUCAUUUUCUGUGGGAGAAAAAUUAGUGUGAGAGACAGCAGAGGGAAAUUAAUGAAUUGACCUGACCUCCGGGAACAUUUUUGUGGGAAAGAACAACAUUUUGAGGAAAAGUUUUUGGCACUUCUAUGAUGUUUAUCUUGGGGAGAAGAAAAAAGUGUUUUAUAGGCUAUAAAAUGUUUUUUGGAGGCAAAGGUAUUUGAAAAGAAAUUUUGAAAGUUUGGACUAACAAGGAAACUUUUUCAACUUUAAAUAGAUAUUUUUCAAUUUGGUGAUCACGAUCUCGUUGUAAAAACUGCAAAUCUCAACUCUUCAUAUGAGUUUUGAUAGCUUCCGAAUUGGUUUUUCUGAAAAUCGGAUAGCGUAGUGGUUUUUUUUAGGAAGGGCGAUUACAUAAGUUUACUUAACUUUACGCUUUCAGAUUUCUGAAAAUUCAAUUCGGAAGCAAGUUAUUACCCACUAAAGUCACAAUUUUUUAAAAAUUUUCCAUCUUUUCCACGUGGCAAAUCAUAUUAAGAUUUGAGCUUUGCGGUUUUUACAAAGAUAUCGUCAUCUUCAACUACUAAUGGCGUGAAAUCCUCUCGCACUUUCUCCAAUUUCAAACUUCCUCCUCGUGCUGAAAAUGACGUGCAAAAAAUCACAGAGAAACAUGAUAUCUUUUUGAGCCACCGUUUUCUUGCUCACACUAGUACUACUCUCCGUUUUUUGCUCUUCCUCUUUUCUUUUUCUCUCCUUCUCGAUUACUUUUUUAAUCCGACUAGUAGUACAAUGGAUGGGAAGAAAAUUGAAUUGGAAGAAUGAGAAGGAAAAGAGGAGCCAAUGAAAAACUGGAUAUUUUUGGUUUUCAAGAGCUCUUUUCAUUCAUUAUUACUAUUAUAAUAUAAUGGGCAAGCAAGCAGGAACACCUGACUGACUCAUUUACGGAAUUGAACUGAACACAAAAAAAUUGAAGAGAAAAACAUGUUAUUUUUGAUGUUAUAUAGUGAAAAAUAAUAAAAAUAAUGAAUGGAUGGGGCUAGAAAAAAAAUGAUUUAUUGGAUUUCUGAAAAUUGUUUCUCUCUCUAUGAUGACUAAUGUGUUUUUUCGUCUUCUGGAGGAGGAAAAAAUCAAUAUAAAUAAAUAAAUAGUAACAUUCAAUCAUUUCAUUUUUAAUUGUUUGUUUUGAGGGCGAAAUUGAGGUUUUUUGAGAGGAAAAGGAAAUUGACCGAAAUUGGAAAAAAGUUGAGGGGGGAAUUAAAACAACUUGGAUAUGUUUUCAGGGAAAAGCAACGGGUAAUCAAUGGGCACUCUACUCACGAAGUUUUAUCCAAAAAGUUCUAUUCGCCUUGGGUCAAUCAGUUCAACGCAAUGCGUUCUCGAUCAUUUUGAUGGUCUCGAUGGUUUUUGCCGUUUGUUGUUACGGGCUACAAUAUGUGCAUAUCGAAACUGACAUUGUCAAGUUGUGGGUGUCGCGUAAGUAGUUUUUUUUGUGCUUGAAAGGAAUAUGAGUUUUGACGUGGCAAAGUUAUUACUAUCUUGAAAUUAAACUUUUCUGAAAACUGUCUCGGGUUCAAAAAUAUGUUAUUCUAUCAGAUUUCUAUAAAAGAUUUGUUUAUCUUAUUGUAAGUAGUUAUAAAUUUUACCACGUCAUAGUCCAUGUUUAGAGCAGUUUUUUAAAAUCAGUUUUCAUAAUGUCAAGAAAAUGUAAAACAAAACAAGAAAUCUUCUGAACCCAUCCUCCAAAAUAAUUAUUUUUUGCAGAAGGCGGCCGACUUGAUUUCGAGCUCAACUUUUUGCCAAACAUCAAACAGAAAAUGAAUUUAUCUGCGACUGAAGGUGAAGCUGAAAUACCGCGAGAAAAUGGACUGGGCGGAGGAUAUCAGGUUUUGAUCCAAACACCCGAAUUUGAUGGACAAAAUGCGUUGGAUAUUGGACCACUCUUGAAACAUGUUGAAAUUAUGAAAGAUAUCGCUAGUUUUAAUGUGACGGUGCAUGGAGAGUGAGUUAUUUUUUAAACGAAGAAACAUUUGGGAAUUAUGGUGUUUCCAACUUUUUGUCGACGAAACAAGAAAACAUAAGCUGCUUCCAAAUUCAUCUUUUUUUCCAGACAAUGGUCAUUAUCUGAUAUUUGUUUCAAACCUGCUCCUCCAUCAAUCGAUAAUGGUUCAAUUGCUGGUACAGUUUCCGAUGUUAUUGAUCGAAUUGUUCCAUGUAUUUGGAUUACACCAAUUGAUUGUUUCUGGGAGGGUUCAAAAGCUCUUGGCCCACAUCCUCAACUUCCCAAAAAGGCUCUCGGAUUAUUCUCUUAUCUUAUCAGUACUCUACCAGAAGGUGAAACUAUUCGAUGGUCCGAUUUUGAUCCGAUCAAAGUUAUCAAUGAGAUUCACAAUGCAUUCAAUCUUGGUUCACAUUAUACAUUUUUCGAACGUGCUGGAGUUGGACAUGGAUAUAUGGAUAGACCGUGUAUUGAUCCAUUAGAUCCUGAAUGUCCGGAAAUGUCACCGAAUCAUUUUGAUGUUUGUCCACAUAUUGAUAGAAUUCGAGAAAUUGCAAGAGCAAACGGUGAAGAAUUGAAAGAAGAAAAGAAAAAAGGAGAAGAAUCUAGUUCUGAUUGGUUGGAUUUUCUGAGAUCGAAAAGAAGUGUUGAAGGUGAAAACUCUACUUUAACUACUACUACUACUACAACUACUGAACCAACAACAACAUUGUCGCCUGAACAAAUUGCUAGAGAAAAGGAAUUGGAACUGUCUCGAGAGGCAACGAAGAGAAAAGAAAGUAAGUGUUUUGUUGAAAAAAUCAGGUUGAAAUCAAUUUUUGGUUAAAAUUAACUUCAUUUUUGAAAAAUGGAAGAUUAUUCUUCUUAUUCUUGUUUUCAACAAAUAUUUUUCUAAACUGAAUUAAUGUCAUAAUAUUCAGUAGUCGAUAAACUCGAAUUUUUACAGGAUGCGACAAAUUCCGCAAAUCGUCUCUUCAAUGGAUCCGAGAAAAUAAGGAUAAAUGGUCUCAAGUACUCACAGAAGACAAAUACCCGAAAACCGUUGAUUACGGUAAAAUUAUGUCAGAAGGUUGCAAUGGUUUUGCAUCAAAUGUGCUCCAUUGGCCAGUUGAUAUGAUUUUGGGAGGAGCAAAACGAGAUGAGCAAACUAGACAAUUGAAAACAGCCGAUGCUUUGCAAUCUGUAUUCUUGGUUGCAUCGCCAAAUGAUAUUUAUUUGCGAUUCAAACAAAAACCAGGAAAAAGUCCAUUGAAAAAAGGAUUGAAUAUGACAGAAUGGAAUGAGAAAAUGGCGGAAGCUGUAUUGACUGCGUGGCAAAGAAAUUUCACACGAAAUUUGUAUGAUCAUAAAGAUAAUCGUGAUGAGAAUGGAGCAGAAAGAAGAACAUUGCAUCCACUUGCAUCUACUUCGAUUGCUGAUAUGUUGGAAGAGUUUUGUCAAUUCAACUAUACUAUUAUUUUUGUUGGAUAUGGAUUGAUGGUAAGGGUUUUUCGGGAAAUGUGCAGGAAUUUUGAAAUGUGGAAAUUCAAUUGACAAUAUUGUCUCCCAAAAAUUCACUUUUGCAAUUUUUUCGCACCGUGGCAAAUUUUUAAAAUUAAAAAAUUUACCACUUAAAUGGCACCUGGCAGUUAAAAUCCAACUUACUGCUACGUGGAAAUUUUUUUGAAUCAAACAUUUUCCACGUGGGAAUAAAUUUAAAUUAGAGCUCAAAAACGUUUUUUUUUGUUAGAAUUUAAUUUCAAAAAUUCAUUUCGGCCCUAAUUUUUUGAACAUAAUAUUUCAUCCGUAAUAUUUUUUGGUCGAAAUUCCACGUGUCAUAUUGGAUCCAAAAGUCGUUAUUCAAUCUAGACACCCAAAACCUUAUCCAAAACUCUUUAAUUUUUCAGCUCGCCUAUGCUAUUCUCACACAAGUCCGAAUUGAUCGUUGGUUACCAUCAGCUGAGUCAUCAAUGGGUCUUGCAUUUGCCGGUGUUGUUGUUGUCACUUUUGCCAGUGUUGCUGGACUUGGUCUUGCCACGUGGUUUGGAAUUGAAUUCAACGCUGCCACCACGCAAAUUGUACCAUUUUUGACUCUUGGAAUUGGAGUUGAUAACAUGUUUAUGCUUCUUUACAAUUACCGUGAUCUUUUGAAAUUGUCUGGUGGACGCAAUGAUUUGGCGAUUUUGAUGAAAGAAACUGGAAUGUCGAUUUUGUGCACAUCAAUCAAUAAUAUUCUUGCUUUCCUCACUGGAACCCUUCUUCCAAUUCCGGCUCUUCGUUCGUUCUGUGCUCAAUCGAGUAUUUUGCUCACUUUUAAUUUCAUUGCAAUUUUGACCAUUUAUCCGGCCAUUAUUUCGUUUGAUUUGAGAAGAAGAAAGAGCAAUCGAAGAGAUGUUUUGUUCUGUUUGCAUGGAAAUCAACAAGAGGAAUCGUAUUCGAUGAUUUCGAAACCAAAGUUGCCUGUGAGUUAUUUGAUAAUGGGAAUUUGGGAAAUAAUUUUCAAAAUAAAAUUUCGAACCUCAAGUUUUUAGUUGCAAUUUUUUGAUAAUUUAAUUUUUAACUUCUCAAACCUGGAAAAUCACAAAAAUUUCAAACUUCUUAAUUUUUGUAUUUUGCAGAAUAAGAGAAUUAUCGGAGCUGCCUCGGAAGCCUCAAUAAUUCAACGUUUUGAUGGAAUUACCAACUCUCCACUCAACCAAGAAGAAAAUGAAGAAGCCACGUCAUCUUGGCUCAACAAACAAAUCCACAAUCACUAUAUCCCAUUGUUAUCUCGAAAAUCAUAUCGAGCAUUCGUUUUGGGAUUAUGUGUUGUAAUGCUCAGCAUUUCGACAUAUGGAUUGAAAAACACAACACUUGGAUUGGAAUUGAGUGAUGUUUUGCCCGAACACACAGCACCGGCUCAAUUUUUGAGAGCUCGUGACAAGUAUUUCAGUUUUUAUCCAAUGUUUGCUGUUUUGCAAGGACCUAAUAUCAAUUAUGCCGAACAACAGAUUCAAAUUGAGAAUUAUCGAAAAGCAAUUGGAGCAUCGAAAUAUGUUAUAAAGAAUAGUAUGGAUGAACCAAGUGAAAAAUAUUGGUUGGGAUUAAUGAGAGAUUGGUUGAUUAGUAUUCAAGAAGGAUUUGAUCAAGAAAUGGCAACUGGAGAAGCAUUUGAUUUAGAAACUGGAGAAAUUAUUGGAAAAAAUGUGUCGGAAGAUGCAAGAAUUGCACAUGCUUUGAUUUGUUCAAAAGGAAAUGUUUUUGAAUGUAAAGGAAGAAUUGGAACAGUUCGACUUGUUGAUAAAAGUGGAGUUAUUCAUCAAGAUGCAUUUUAUAAUUAUUUGACUGCAUGGUUUAAUGUUGAUCAUAUGAUGUAUUAUGUCUCGCAAGCCUCUUUCUUCCCAACACCACCAAAAUGGAGUUUGAAGAAAAAUUCGACGGAUAACUUUGUGCCGCCAGCUCAACCAUUGGCAUACUCACAAAUUCCAUUUUAUUUGACCGGUUUGACUGAUACACCAGUUAUUGUUGAAAUGAUUAAAGAUAUUCGAGGUGUUUGUGAGAGAUUCACAGAUAAUGGUUUGCCAAAUUUCCCACAAGGAAUUGCAUUCACAUUCUGGGAACAAUAUUUGUUUUUGGCUGGCAAUUUGACAUGGGCCAUCUUUAUUAUCUUGUCCGCUGUUUUUGCCGUCAUCACUUUGAUUUUGUUCAGUCCAAGAGCUGCGGCAUUGAUUUUGGGAGUUUUGGUUAUUAUCACUUUUGAGUUGGCUGGAUUUAUGGGACUUGUUGGAAUCAAGUUAAAUCCGGUUAGUUCUUUUUAAGGAGAAAAUAUGAUUUUUGUUUUUAAACGAUUAUCUCUGACUUACCAGAAAAUCUGAAAAAUUUAGACAGAAAAUUCACAUUAUUUUGAAUUUUCAAAAAAAAAUGUUUCUUUUAUAAUUAAAACAGCUAGAAUGUUUCCGGGUGGAUUUUUGGCGAAAAAAACAUUGUCCUAAAAAUAAUUCGAACAACCAAUUGCAGAUUUUUUGUUUGAUGUUUUCUUCAAAGUUUUCUAAAUUCUGUUUACUCAUUUUAAAGCCGCGGAAUCAUGUGAUUUUAAUUAGAAAUUUAAUUAAAGCUUUAUCCUAAAUAACUUGAAAUAAAAAACCAGAAUUCGGAAACUUUUUUUUAGGGAUGUUUUGGAAUUUUUUAAAAUGAAAAACAAUUUGCAGGUUUCUGCUGUCACUCUUAUCACAGCCGUCGGAAUUGGUGUCGAAUUCACUGUCCACGUCAUAGUCGCCUUUUUGACAUCUUUGGGUGACAAAAAAGAGCGAACAGCAAGUGCAGUUGAUAGAGUAUUUGUGCCAGUUAUUCAUGGAGCAUUUUCGACACUUUUGGGAAUUGUCAUGUUGUCAAUGUCGGAGUUUGAGUGAGUUUUUAAAAGUGAAAAUGGGGAUUUUGACCUAAAAAUAUAUUUAUUUCAGAUUUGUCGUCAAAUAUUUCUUUGUCGUCAUGUCGGCUUUGAUUGCAUCUGGUGUUUUCAAUGGAUUGUUCUUGCUACCUGUUAUUUUAUCGAUUAUGGGACCUGGAAGAGAGGUAGGAUUUUUGGCUGGGAAAUUAUAAGAAAUGAGGAGAAGAGUUUAGUAAAGAUACAUAUUUUUGUAGGCAUGAAAACCAGAAAAUUAAAUGGAGAAAAACUUUAUUUUGAAAUAUAGUUUUUAGAAAAUUCAGGCUUUUUUCAAAGAAGAAGAUCUCUUUACACGGAAAAAUUAGAAAUAAAAAAUGGACGUGGAAAAGUUCACGGCAAAGGAAUAUUUUUCCUCUUGCAGUUCCAUCUCAUGUAUUUUUCCAGAUUACUCCAACUGAUGGAAAAUCGCUCCUAAAUCUCCCACCUCCUCUAACAAAACGAAAUCGUCGAUGCGCAACAUCAAGAAAUUCGGAAUCGGAUGAAGAUGAUGAACCAAGCGGUUUAGUAAUGUUCUCCAAAAAAUCGAAUCAACCACAACAAGGAAAUUUGCGAAAAAUCUAA
This is a messenger RNA of Caenorhabditis angaria, 9663 nucleotides long. The record is from the annotation of a GenBank genome assembly. Lineage: Eukaryota; Metazoa; Nematoda; Chromadorea; Rhabditida; Rhabditidae.